CACUGUCAUCAAAUCGUUAAUUGGUGAUUAUUGGGUGUUUGAGCAAGAAUUUAGCACAGUCCCGCAAGCGCUAAGGGUGCAGCACAGAACCUCUAAAUCUCGCAACAUGAAGAGAAUAUCGCCACGAAGUGUUUCGCCGUCGUUGUCGCCCAAAGCAAACGCGUUUUCUAUCGCGUCGUUGAUCGCUUCCAAGGCCGACCAGCCAGGUGAUAAUUCGGACGUCGCUCAAGAUACACAUGUGUCUUCAAAAAGAGGAUCGUCUAGUGACGAAGAAAAAGACAACAUAGACUCCGARUCACGACCGGCUAAGCAGCAGAAAGUCAGCGAAGAUCAAAGUGAUACAGAGUACGAAGAAGAUAGCACAGAAAUCAACGUCCAAGAAGAUGAACCAACUGAAGAGAAAACAUUCGAUGCAGCAAGCGAUUUGAAAAAUAUCAAAGUAGAACUCGAAGGACGGGAUCUUUGGGAGCGAUUUAACGAGCUCGGUACAGAGAUGAUUAUAACAAAGGCAGGCAGACGAAUGUUCCCAACUCUUCGAGUAUCAGUGAGCGGUGUUCAACCUAAAGCCAACUACCUUGUUCUUAUGGAUAUUGUUCCUGUUGACGACAAGAGAUAUCGAUAUGCAUACCACCGGUCUACKUGGUUAGUAGCAGGCAAGGCAGACCCCCCUGCUCAGGUUCGACUCUACAUGCACCCCGACUCGCCCUUCACUGGGGAACAGCUCCAAAAACAAAUCRUUUCUUUUGAGAAAGUGAAGCUUACAAAUAACGACGGGGACCAUAAUGGCCAUCUUAUUCUCAACUCGAUGCAUAAAUACCAACCACGUGUUCACAUUAUCAGGAAAAGAGACCACACAGCAUCGGUGAUUAACCUCAAGUCAGAAAGAAUGAAAACAUUUACCUUUCCUGAAACAACAUUUAUUGCCGUCACYGCUUACCAGAACCAACUUAUAACUCGACUUAAAAUCGACAGCAACCCAUUUGCCAAAGGAUUUCGAGAUUCCUCUCGCCUAAUCCCAGUGGAAAGGGAUAAUUACUUAUCCAAAGAACAGUCGUCGCCUUACCACACAGGAACAUUUAGUCCAGCCUCGCCCUGGCCCGUACUCGGUUUUACCAAACGAUCACAGAGUAGCUUACCUUUUGUCACGGAUGACAGACCUCGUAUUCUACCGGCAGGAUUUCUACCACGAUCACCAAUCCUUCCUGUACCAUUCGCUGCUUCUUUGUCACCAGCUGGUUUUCUUCCUCGCCUGCCACAGUCGCCAUUUUCACCGCACAAACCAUCACAAACCUUUGAAUCAUUACUACAAUCGCCUUUUCAUGUUCCGGCGUCAUUACCAUUCUGAUAUAAUAUGAAACUUUGAAGAAUGUUAUUGUACAAACACGGCCGCCAUCUUGRAUUCAGUAUCGAUUCAAUAAGAAACUAUGGGACGCUCGGAGACACCAAGCAAGACUUUUUUAUGCUGCAUAAUGCUAUGAGAUUUCAUUUUAAUCAUAAGAAGAUAUUUUCCGUGUUUACAUACGAAAUUUGUGGGAUUUUUAGGAGGACACGAGAAAAAACACGAAAUGAAAGCAAGUCCUUCAAAAAGUUUUCGAAUAUUCUACCAACAAUCCCAAGUGUUUCGAAUUAGAACACGGAAAAUAUCUGUUUUAAUGAUUUUAUAAAAUAACAUCAACUAUACGCUCCAAAGACGCGAUUCUGUGCUCUAGAAGAGACACACGUUUUUUUUGUAGACUUCUUCCAAUCAAAGCGCGCAUUUUAUAAAAUUUCAUAAACAGAAAUUGAAAAGCACCGAAAAACACAAGUUUGAAACAACAGUUCAAAAUUUUACAGGAAACUACUAGCGAAAAGUAGUUAUUUCGGUAACAUAGGAUGCUAUGUCUGCAUCCCAUAAUUUCUUCAUGAUUCAAGAUGGCGGCCGGGAUUAAAUUUCAAUGUAAUUAGUGAUAUGAGUUUCUUUAUUUCGUUUGCUUUCAUAMAGCGAAUCUUUUUGGGGAAAUUUUCAUAAAGACUUCUGGAUCAAUAAUGUUAUGCAUGAAAACUUGUAAAUAAUGUAGAGGGUACUGACAAAAUAUAUAUUUAUUGAUACAAAAUGAAAACCUUUGAAUGUCAUAUUGUAAAUAGCUCGUAAAUAAAUAAAGGAAAGUCUCGAUUUA
Messenger RNA from Exaiptasia diaphana, 2156 nucleotides. Its product is annotated as T-box transcription factor TBX20. Gene Ontology annotation, biological process: cell fate specification; positive regulation of DNA-templated transcription; regulation of transcription by RNA polymerase II. Gene Ontology annotation, cellular component: nucleus. NCBI's taxonomy places the organism in Eukaryota, Metazoa, Cnidaria, Anthozoa, Actiniaria, Aiptasiidae. Bases 107 to 1345 code for a protein of 412 amino acids. Gene Ontology annotation, molecular function: RNA polymerase II cis-regulatory region sequence-specific DNA binding; DNA-binding transcription factor activity, RNA polymerase II-specific. The transcript is spliced from 7 exons. The record is from RefSeq and is a predicted model, not a curated record.